Messenger RNA from Tuber aestivum (summer truffle), 2545 nucleotides. Lineage: Eukaryota; Fungi; Ascomycota; Pezizomycetes; Pezizales; Tuberaceae. The record is from the annotation of a GenBank genome assembly.
AUGCCCCCGACUCUGAACCUCAAUAGCCCGUCCAGAGACGCCUCCUCCUCCCACGUCUUUACCAUGUAUUCCAACACUUCACUCACCCGUAUUUUUCCAUGACCAACGGAUGGCUAACGAAGAUCUCUGUCCCCCAGACGGCCCGCUACAUCCGCAGGCUCACACAAAACCUUUCUCCGGCUAACUCUUCACCGAACGGCUCUCUCAGCGCUUGGUGUCAAGUCUGGCGAACUCUGUCAGGUUUCUACUAUUGGGACUAACGGCGAGAAAGCUUUCCCAGUCAUCGCUUGGCUGUCGUCUGAUCCACAUGUGCAAAGACAUGUUGCGUUAAUAUCGGACAGUGUGAAGACGCUGUUGGGGGCAGGGUAUGAGGACAAAGUGCGUGUUGAGAAGUAUACCGGAAAGGUGAUUGAUGCCGCAAGGGUUGCGGUGAAAGAGGGGGAUGGGAUGUCUAUGGUGGAGGAGGGAUGGAAGUGGUAUUUGGAACAUAUUUUCGGUGAGUGCCCGUAAGAUAUACACGGGAGAUUAAUAGGACUGAUGAGGGGCCUAGUCGAGUUAAAAUAUAUCCAUGAUAAUUUGAGUAUUCCGGUCAUAGAGUAUAAGGGUGCCAAAAGGCUUUUUCGAAUAGAAACGGUCAGUGGAGAAGAAAAUGCCCGGGCUGAGGAUGGACCAGCGGUGUAUAAAACUACUUUAUCCACCGCCGUUGAGAUAGCCAAUCCCUCCUCCAUCCCAUCCUCAAAGCCUGCCAUGCUCCCUGCGCCUAAGGUAGAAUCUUCAAAAGGGUCAAAUCCACAGCCCGGCUCUGCAAUCAUGAUAUUCCCCUCGAAAACCAACUUCUCGUCCAUCGGUGGCCUCGCCCCGCAGAUCACGACACUUAAGACUUUCCUCCUCUCAACCCUCCGCCAUUCACACCAUUUCACUAAACACAACCUAACUCCCCCGCGCGGAAUCCUCCUCUACGGUCCUCCCGGCACCGGGAAGACUCUCCUACUCAAAGCCAUCGCAUCCGAGAUCUCGGCUAAAUGCUACGUUUUGAACGGUAGUGUGGUAGGCAAGUACCUUGGAGAGAGUGAGGCGGCUAUUCGCAAAGUCUUUGCGGAAGCUAGGAAGAAUCAGCCGGCGGUGGUGUUUAUGGAUGAGGCAGAUAGCAUAGCGCCUAAGAGGGGUGAAGGCGACGGGAACGAAGGGAGGAUUGUUUCCACAAUAUUGACAGAGAUGGACGGAAUGGCUUAUGCGGGCAGUGAUGGAGCUGAGGAGGUGAAGCUAGUGGUUGUAGCAGCAACAAGUCGGCCGAACUCUAUCGACCAGGCACUCCGUCGACCAGGAAGAUUCGAUAGAGAGGUUGAAAUUGGUAUUCCGGACGCCGAUUCUCGUAGGGAAAUUCUUGAAAUUCUCGCUCGAGACAUAGAGUUCUCCAACGAGCAAUCCAAGGAAGUUACGAUCAAAGCUUUAGCUACCAAAACUCACGGCUUUGUGGGCGCUGAUUUAGAAGCGCUCAUUCGCACGGCCUUCACCAGCGCGCUAACGCGCCUGGAACAGGAUGACCUCGAUUUGUCAACUCUCGACCUCAAUGACCCUAUAGAAAUUUACCCCCAGCUCCUCCUCCGCGAGGAAGACAUAGACUCAGCGCUAAAGGAUGUGCGCCCAACCGCCAUGCGCGAGAUCUUCCUCGAAACUCCCAGUGUCCGCUGGUCCGAUAUCGGCGGUCAAGAGGAAGUCAAGCAGCGCCUGCGAGAAGCCGUCGAAUGGCCAUUAGCACACCCUGAGGCAUUCUCCCGUCUAGGCGGUACUCCGAGAAAAGGUCUCCUACUCUACGGACCACCCGGUUGCUCAAAAACCCUCACUGCGAAAGCAUUAGCUACAGAGGCCGGGUUGAACUUCAUGGCUGUAAAAGGCGCUGAGCUGUUCAAUAUGUAUGUUGGCGAAUCGGAGCGUGCGGUUAGGGAGGUGUUCAGGAAGGCCCGCGCUGCAAGCCCGAGUAUUAUCUUCUUCGACGAGAUUGAUGCCCUAAGUGCCAGCCGGCAUGAUGGUGGGCGAGGCGGCGGAAAGACAAAUGUGCUAACAACGCUGCUUAACGAAAUGGAUGGCAUAGAAGUUCUUAAGGGCGUGAUCAUUCUUGCUGCUACUAAUCGUCCGGAAAUUAUUGUACGUUUCCCCUUUCACGGAUCAACUGGUCUCCAAGACACUUAACACCACUCAGGACCCAGCCCUCCUCCGCCCCGGCCGCCUCGACACAAUCCUCUACGUCGGGCCUCCGGACCUACCCGCCAGAGAGCAGAUUCUUCAGAUAAAGACCGGUAAAAUGACCAUUUCCACAGACGUCGACCUCAGCCAUCUCGCCGAAGCCACAGAAGGCUUCUCGGGCGCAGAAGUGGUAAACAUCUGCGACGAGGCUAUCCAUUAUGCUAUGCGCGAGUCCUUCUCCAUCAGAGCGGUUUGUGCUAGGCAUUUCGAAGCGGCGCUGAAAAGGGCUGUCCCGCAGAUCACCACUGCGAUGUGUAAAGCUUAUGAGAGUUGGUCUGUGGGUGGGGUCAAGAAGAUAUAG